UGCAAGUAUGUAAUCUGUUUUAUUAUUUUUAUUUUUAGAAGAUAUCUGUUAAAGCCAUCUGCCUCCUCCCACUUCGUAUUCCUGCAUACGAUGCAUAUGGAUGGAGGUUUGCGUCUACUGUGGAAAAGAUUAAGACACUAAACGUAUCGUUGUUCUUUGACUUGAAUCAGAGCUCCACUGUUCCACCUGUUGCAGGACUGCUGGUUCGAGUCACUAAAGCUCCUUCUCUAUGACUCUGACUGCAUAUUUGAGCUUGCUGUCCUUCUGCAGACUGAGCAUGCUCCCCUGAUGGAUUUUUUUAAAAAUGGUAUCUUUGUGUCCCCAUGUCAAGAGUAGAGACCACAGCAGCACCACUGCAAUGAGCUGAUGAGGCAGAAGACUGAACUCGCUGUAGCUCGUCUGUGAACCUUCAUGGAUUAAAAGCAUCACUGUGACAGGGAGGAAGACGUGACGGCCCACUCUCUCUGGGAGUUCUGUGUUUGUCUGGAACAGGAUUGCGUAAUCUGGAAGCGCUCGAUGUCUUUUUUGUUCAGUUGGAUUAAUAUGGUUCGUUGAAGAUGCAAUAAAAUCACAGUGGGAGUUAUUCCUAAAGAAGAACUGACUGCAAAAUUUAAGAAUGGAGCAGGACUUUACACAGUAGGAUCUCAUAUCGCACUCAUUAGUUGUGGAUGGUGAAGACUUGUGGGUACUAUCCUGGACAAGGUGGAUAUUCCAACUGUUUACACAUAAUCCAACUAAUAAAUCUGAAGUCCAGCAGGCAGCAUCUGUCUUCCUUUUCUCACUGCUGUGAAUGGACAUCUUAGUCUCCUAAAGCUAGAAGGUGAUAUUUUUCAUCUCCUGUUUAGUAUCUUUGCUGCACUGCUGGGAAAAAAGGAAAACCCUCCAAACAUGUCCGCUACAGGAAGGAAGCACUUGGUGAGAGACUUCAACCAUUUCAUCACCUGCUACCUGUGUCGAGGUUACCUGAUUAAACCAACUACGGUCACCGAGUGCCUGCACACAUUCUGUAAGAGCUGUAUUGUGCAGCACUUCGAGGAGAGCAAUGACUGUCCUAAAUGUGGCAUUCAGGUCCACGAGACCAACCCACUGGAGAUGCUCAGGUUAGACAACACCCUGGAGGAGAUCAUUUUCAAGCUGGUGCCCGGACUCAGAGAAAAAGAAGAGCAGCAAGAACUCGAGUUCUGGAGGAAGAACCAGCCCAAAGAAAAUGGCCAAGAAAGCCUGAGGUGUCCAAGGCUUGCCGUGCCUGAUGCUGGAGGCGAAGGUGGUGAUUGUGGAGGCAAUGAGGCCGACGGUGCUGGUGAGGAUGACUAUCACAGGAGUGACCCUCAGAUCGCCAUCUGCCUCGACUGCUUACGCAACACAGGACAGUCGGGGGAGAGCACCGUCACGGAUUUGAUGAAGAGGUUCAUCCGCUGCUCCAGUAGAGUCACCGUGGGAACAAUUAAGAAGUUUCUGAGUCUUAAACUAAAGCUGCCGAGCUCCUACGAGCUGGAUGUUCUGUGUAAUGGGGAAAUCAUGGGCAGAGAUCACACCCUGGAGUUCAUCUAUAUGACCCGAUGGAGGCUACACGGAGAGAAUACAUAUCCCAUGGUUCUCGAGUACCGGCCGCGCAUCGACUUCGGCUGAACCAUGGCUGCAAGAAGAAGACCACAAACACACACACACACACACACACACACACACACACACACACACAUGAAUUCAUCCAUACAUAGUAACCAAGAUAUUAAGAACAUCUGCAUUUCUGAGAAUAAACUGGACACAACACACAUAUGUCAACAAUGUGCAGAGAAAGAGAAAGAUUUAAAUGUAUUUUUGUACAGCCAAUGAUGAAGUGAAUACGUUGUUACGUUAAAGAGCUUUUAUGCUACAUAGAAUAAUAUAUGCUAUAAUAUAUGAUAUUUUUAAAUGUAUGUCCCUGUGCCUAAAAGAGCUGUUCGGAUCAGAAAUGAAGUAUGACCAUAUCUCCUCUUUGCCUG
Molecule: messenger RNA, 1982 nt
Organism: Archocentrus centrarchus (flier cichlid)
Lineage: Eukaryota; Metazoa; Chordata; Actinopteri; Cichliformes; Cichlidae
Gene: pcgf5b
Product: polycomb group ring finger 5b
Exons: 9
Coding region: 889-1629 (246 amino acids)
Source: RefSeq, a predicted model, not a curated record